AUGUUUCGACUCGUAAAUGAAGAAACCAACAAUGAAAGCAGCGCCGAAACUCCCACCACUCCCAUCGUUCCCAUUGUUCGGGAUGGUCUAGAAGUUGAUCAAAUCCUACAACUGCCCGAUGAUGACGAAAAUUCAAGUCUCGAUUUAAAAUUAUUUUGUAAAUUAUUUGCAUUAGAUUAUGGACAACAGAAUUUACUAGAACAUGCAGAAAGCAAUGAGAAACAAAUUAGAAAAAUUGAGGAAUUUAUAUUUGAGUUUACGCGUGUUGAAUCGGAGGAGGAUGGAUCGUCGUCGUCAUCAUCUUCUGAAGAAGAAGAGGAUGAAGAUUCUGAUAAUGAAAGGAAUGAUGAUGAUCGUGAUCAUUCGGAAGAGAGAAGAGAUCAUUCUGAUGAUGAAGAUGUCAUCACAGAGGAACAAAUAUCAAACGUAAUGCAAGAAAUUAAGAAUGAUAUUAAAAAAGAGCAAGAUAAUCGUACUUUAAAUCAUCAUCAUCAUCAUCAGGCAUCAGCAUCAUCAUCACAAGAGCCUAGCAGUAGUAAUAGUACUAAUAGUAAUGAAGUAAAUAUUCAAAUGAUUGAUCGAGAAGAUUCCGAAAAGGAUCAUAAUGAUGAUGAUGACGAUGACAAUGACGAAUGUUCAAUUUACAAGACAGAACCAACAAGUACCAAGCUUAACAUUCUCACACUUUCUUCCUUAAAUUAUUCACCCUAUGAACAUCCAGAUAGAUUCGAGGUUAGAAAUAUCAUGUAUUUUAGUAAUGUAACAAAAUGUAAAUUAUUCAAGGAGAAGCAAUUUAUUGGGAUUUCGGAAAUUAUUGAUACCUUCUACAAACAGAAGAAGGUUCAAUUGCCAAACUUUAUAAUUUUCCAAAUUCUAUUUGCAAUUGUGGAAAAGUUGUAUGAAAUGAAUGAAGCAGGUUUACUUAAGAGAAUUCCAAAUAUUGAACAAGAUGAACACUUGUUUUAUUUGAAUAGAAAUAGACACGUCGAGAAAUACCAUGUCAUUGAAAGAUUAUUUUUGGAUAAUGUUGAAAUUUCACCAAAAUUUAAGACUGUAUUCCACUUUCAAGAUCAAGUUGGAUAUUCUCAAUUUGUUGAUGUAAAUAUUAAUGAUAAUUUUGAAAAGACAAUCAAAAAUUUAGACAUGUACGAGAGUGAUAUCAUAUUUUGUUUGGGAAUAUUCAUUUUGGAAAUAAUGUUCUCCACAACAAGUGCACAUAGAAUGAUUUUCAAAAUAUUAUCACAACCAUAUAAUGAACCACUCGUCUGUGAAAUGAUGUUACAGGAGAAUCGUAACAAUUGGUGCAUGAUUAGAAUUAUCCUGUCCAUGUUGAGAAUUAACGAGCCAUACAGACUUGUACCGAAACCAUUUUAUGAAAAUCCAACAAUUGAGGAUGUCAACUUUGUGCCCAGAAUUACGUUGGAGAAUUUAAUUGGUAUUGAAUUGCCACACGUUUGUACAAUUUUAGCAGAAGAUAGAAAAAUUUUCGAAUACUUUCUUGCCCCAGUGCUUUCCAAGCUCACAAUUCCAUAUCCUUCCCACAUGCUCAAUAAUCCACUUCAUCCCUCCUCAUACAAGUACAUAGCCACAUUGGAAAAUGGAAAUGUAAUUGACCUAUACUUUAGCUUCCUAGCUGGUAUCGUACUCUAUGGUUCUAAAAGUAUGCAAGCAGCAGACAUGUAUUUGAGACAGUCAGUACUACAUCCACCUGUUGAGCAUGAUAAAUAUGUCCGUAUGAUAACAGAUCUCUACGAUAUGUUGGACAAUAAGGAGAAUGCUGGCAAGUUGAUAUCAGAAAUUGAAAAUAUUUGUGAAAUGAAUUUGAAGUCCAUGCACGCUGAUAUUACUGCUCGCUUUGCAAAGGCAAAAACAUCAAUUCCAUUCUUUUCCUUUGUAUCCUAUUCAUUCCUUGGAAAGGCACUUGCAGAAAUGAAAAAGUAUCCACUCUCGCUUUACUAUACCGAGUAUUCAAUGGUCUGCUCCAAGUUACAACAAUCAGCCUCAUUGCCACUCUUUAAUUCGUCUGCAAUUUUCACAAAGGCAUACAUUGUUCACAAAUAUGAUGUUUUUGAUGUUUCAAACAAAUUAUAUGAGCAAGUUAUUUCAAAUUUCAAAGGUCACUCUAUGGCUCACAAUAAUAGAGGAAUCUGCUUGAAACGACUCAAAAUGAAUGAAGAGGCAAUCAAGGCCUAUGAAAUGAGUUUGAGAAUUGAUCCUUCCAAUCACUUGGCUUAUAACAAUAGAGCCAUGUACUUUUAUUCGGAUGAGGAACAUGAAAAUUCAAUGCUCUAUUACAAGAUGGCCAUUCGUUUGAAACCAACCUAUCAAUUGCCAAUUACCAAUCUUGGACUCACUCUAACUCAAUUGACCAAAUAUGCAGAUGCCAUAGAGCUGCUAACUAUAGUAUUGGAAUGGUCUCCUGCCAAUGUGAAUGCUCUCAUUACAAGAGGAUUCUGUUAUAUGAGGAGAACUGAUUUUGAGGAAGCCCUCGCUGACUAUAACAAACUUGUUAACGAGCUUGAAUCAGAAGAACGAAGCACCCUCUUCAAUAUGGCACUCUGCUACUAUCAUACCAGCAGAUUAAGAGAGGCCAUCUAUUAUGCAAGUAAGAUUAUCUCUAAAAAUCCAAACGAUGACAGAGCAAGAUAUUACAGAGCUCUCUUUUACGAAAAAUAUGAGAAAUUUGAGGAAUCCUUUGAAGAUGUCAAUAUUUUCCUUCAACUCUCUCCAGCCAAUACUGCUGGAACCAUCUUGAGAGAUAGACUUUUGGUAAUUAUCAAGAAAAUCACUCGUGUUUGUUAACAAGAUUCAACAUUUUGAUUUCCAAUAAAAAACCCAAAGUCACAC
Molecule: messenger RNA, 2847 nt
Organism: Naegleria gruberi
Lineage: Eukaryota; Heterolobosea; Eutetramitea; Acrasida; Naegleriidae
Product: TPR domain-containing protein
Exons: 2
Coding region: 1-2802 (933 amino acids)
Molecular function (GO): protein binding
Source: RefSeq, a predicted model, not a curated record